CGCUGACAAAAAAGGUACCCUCCUUAUAUUCCAUUACAGAGGCCACCAUCUCCAAUGGAUCCCUUCUCCUUUUUGUAUAUAUGUCUACCCAAUUGUCAUCCAUUACUCCAUUUCUGAAAACACCAUGGCCUCAAAAUUCUGCCUUUUUCCUCUACUAAUGAUCCUAACAUUAACUUUCAGUUAUUCUUUUGAAAAGGCUCAGUCGGAAGUAAAAAGUUCUAAUGAAGGCAUUCUGUAUGCUUCUCCACCACCACCAAAUGAAUGUCCCUAUUCUUGCCUUCCUCCACCCACCCCUACCGACUGCCCACCGCCACCACCUUCACCGCAGCUACCAACUCCCCCUGCUGCAUCACCGCCGCCACCUUCAGGGCCAGUCUACUACCCUCCACCGUCGGGGUAUUAUUUGCCGCCGGGUGGAUACUUUUUCCCUCCACCAGUGUAUGAGUAUGGCCCUCCACCUCCUAAUCCAAUUUUGCCUUACUUGCCAUUCUACUACAAGAAUCCACCACCACCAUCCGAUUACUCAUCGGCUGCCAGUCAUUAUGGGACAAUCAAAAGGAUGAACAGCAAGUUAUUGAUACUAGUUACACUUUUCCUUGGUUGGUUUCAGUAAUGCACCAAAUGAAGGUACGAUUUUGUAUCAGCACACUAAUUUUCUUUAAGCAUUUGGCUUUCGUUAUAAGGAUGUUUAUCUGUAGUGCAAUGUAGUACAAAUGACUUUUUUCCAGACACUAUCUUUUACCUAUCUUCUCA
Molecule: messenger RNA, 753 nt
Organism: Nicotiana attenuata
Lineage: Eukaryota; Viridiplantae; Streptophyta; Magnoliopsida; Solanales; Solanaceae
Product: extensin-1-like
Exons: 1
Coding region: 125-613 (162 amino acids)
Source: RefSeq, a predicted model, not a curated record